This is a messenger RNA of Lutra lutra (Eurasian river otter), 3868 nucleotides long. It is a transcript of the gene ING5, whose product is annotated as inhibitor of growth family member 5. Gene Ontology annotation, biological process: positive regulation of DNA-templated transcription; positive regulation of apoptotic signaling pathway. Gene Ontology annotation, cellular component: nucleus. NCBI's taxonomy places the organism in Eukaryota, Metazoa, Chordata, Mammalia, Carnivora, Mustelidae. The transcript is spliced from 8 exons. Gene Ontology annotation, molecular function: chromatin binding. The record is from RefSeq and is a predicted model, not a curated record. Bases 1430 to 2152 code for a protein of 240 amino acids.
GGUCUGGGAUAUGGGGGGAGGUCUCCGGCCUGGGUUCUGUGCCGGCUCGUGUGGUGACCUGGGAGUUGGAGAAGAUAACUGGCGUGGGCAGUCCCCUAAGAUGCCCGUCCUUCCGCGUGGCCUUGGUGGGAGGGGACUGGCGGGGCUGGUUCAGGUGUUGAGCCCAGGGAUGGUCACCACGGAAAGCCGCCUGGGAGGUGCUUCCUGCAGGCGUCCUUUUGUCUACAUGCAGCUCAGCUUGGGGCCUCCUGAGAACUCCUGAGCAGAUGGGGAAAUGCAGGCUGCAAAGGCCAAGUAGCUUGUCAAGGUCAUGCAUUCGACAGCGGAAAGCCCGCGUUUGAACGCUGCUGAUCUGAAUCUGGAUCUGGCUCUGGCUGCGGAGGGGGACGGGCGGGAGGGGCUGGGCUGGGCGCUCUGGAGCUCUGUGUUGCAGUAGGAAUAUGCACGGUUAUUGGUACCUGCCUCUACUGCCGGUUGGGAGUGAGCCACUGCCCUGGGGGACACGUUGGGGUUCAGCUCUCCCCAGGGUGGUUGCCAGUCCGAGCCUGAGCCAUGGGGGAGUCCCGGUGGGAGAGCACUAAAAAGGGGAGGCCUUUCCCUGCCAUUGUCACUACUGUGCUGUCAUGUCUGUUGGGGAGCUCUGUGGCUUCCCUUCUCUGUCCCAGUACCUACCCAGUGAGCCCUAUGAGGACACUUUGAGGUUAGUGGAUUCCAUCAUGCAUGGGGCACCUGUGUGAAGGCUCAGGAUGGAGGUGACUGCUUGAUUUUUGAGCACUUGCUGUGUGCUAAGCCUCGGUCCUCAUUUUCCUGGAACUUAUUUCCAAAUGGGGCAAAUGGAUUUUUAAAAGUUCACAGCAGAUUAAGGGGCAUGAAGGAGCCCAGCAGGUUGUGAGAGACCCGGGGUGGCACUGUCCCACAGAGCCCAGGAUAGAACCAAAUAGGGAGGUCCUUGGGGAGGCUGUGGUGAGCCUUGAGGCUGGGGAGGGCCUGUGUGCCAGUCUCUGGGUGAGCUGGGCAGCUGUUAUCUGUGCAGACAGGCUGGAAGGCUGGCCUGGAGCAGGAGGAUGGCAGCGCAGUGUGGAAGGCAGUGUGGCCUGGGGUCCUCUAUCCGUGCUGGCCAGUGUGGUCUGUUUAACUUGAAAUUAAUGAAACUUGAGUAAAUGCAAAGUUCAGUCCCUCAGUCAUAGUAGCCCCAUUUCAGAUGCCCAGCAGCCCCACGGCCAAUGCCUGCUGUGUUGUGUAGAUCAAAUGUCCUGUCUCCUUGCAUGAAAUACACUACACAGCACUGGCCUGCUCCACCCUAUGCACUGGGUGUUUGAGUAAGGCUGGGGUAGGGGAGAUCAAACAGACUCCAGGGCUUUGGUCUUACCUACUGUGGGGGAGUACUGAGAGGGAAGGACUCGCUGGGGGAGUAGGGUGGAAGGGUCACAUGCGCCAUCUUCCUAGCUUCUGCUUGCAGCUCAAGGGCAUUGAGAACCUUCCAUGUGAGCUUCAGAGGAACUUCCAGCUCAUGCGAGAGCUGGACCAGCGGACAGAAGAUAAGAAAGCCGAGAUUGACAUCCUGGCCGCAGAGUACAUAUCCACGGUGAAGACCCUUUCUCCGGACCAGCGUGUGGAGCACCUGCAGAAGAUCCAGAGCGCCUAUAGCAAGUGCAAGGAGUACAGUGACGAUAAGGUGCAGCUGGCCAUGCAGACCUACGAGAUGGUGGAUAAACAUAUCCGAAGGCUCGAUGCAGACCUGGCACGCUUCGAAGCGGAUCUGAAGGACAAGAUGGAGGGCAGUGACUUUGACGGCUCCGGAGGACGAGGGUUAAAAAAAGGUCGGGGUCAGAAAGAAAAAAGAGGCUCCCGGGGUCGUGGCAGGAGGACCUCAGAGGAAGAUACUCCAAAGAAAAAGAAGCAUAAAGGAGGGUCUGAGUUCACCGACACCAUCCUGUCUGUGCACCCCUCCGAUGUGCUGGACAUGCCUGUGGACCCAAAUGAGCCCACGUACUGCCUGUGCCACCAGGUGUCCUAUGGGGAGAUGAUAGGCUGCGACAACCCAGACUGUCCUAUUGAGUGGUUUCACUUCGCCUGCGUGGAUCUGACCACGAAACCCAAAGGAAAAUGGUUCUGUCCACGGUGCGUUCAGGAAAGGAGGAAGAAGAAGUAAGGUGGAUGCCUGGACCAGAAGAGCAAGUUAAUAUAUUCCUUCUUCACGUUGCAAUAUUUUCUCUUCAUUUUAAAACUACCUUGUUUCCAAUGAUAUUUAAGAACUCAGUGGCCAGUUGUAAUUCUGGAGACUUCCUAAAACAAACAAGAAUCCUCCUGAGCCCUGUUUGCACGAGGAGUGGUCUUACGGGGACUCGUCAUGGUGACUUUGUUCUGGAGACGUGGUACCGGCUCUGUGCCGGGGAGCUGAGCCUUCCAUGGGCGCCGUGGUGGGGACCGUCCAGCCCAUGCACUGCCGUCCCUCUGCAGCUGAGGCGCAAGCCCGCGUGCUCCGUCCUGCUUUGCUGGGGCUGCGCCAGCACGUCGGGCAGCGUAUCUGUCCCCUGCAAGGCCUUGCUGGAGUCGUCUGCUGUGUUCGGGCUCUGCACCGGGGCCCAUGGCCUUGCCUGGGCAGGGUGGGCUCCCCUUGGGGGCGGAGCGCUCUGUUUCACUGUGCACUGCCAUUUCCGUCUGAGCUCCCCGUUCCCUCCGUGAGGGUUUCAUCUUCUGGAGUAGACGCUCUCUGUCAGCACACAGCAGUCGUUCCCGUGACUGGCCCGAGGGAGCCGUGUGACAGACAGCGGGUGCGCCGUUUCUCUGGGAAUUCCUGACAUUUUUACUGUGAAGAUGAAAUUAUCAUAACAGCAUGGAGAUCGUGGGUCCGUGUGUCUGUGAAGUGAGUCUAGUCCAGUGAGACCUGAUUUAAACCUGUUCUGUCGCACACGGGUCCGUCAGCAGCUCCUGUCCAAGGGGACGACGAUCAUGUGAUACGAUUUGUGAAUUUCUUGUGCCACGCAGUCCUGGAAUGAAGCUGGCAAACUAGAGUGUGUCUUCUGUUUAAUCUGCACUCACCAAACCAGUCCUGAACCAUGUUUUUGGGAAUAGUUGGGGGAAAUUACAUAUGCUUGGUGUGUUGCGAUCCAUUUGUGAUGGUGCGUAGUGUGACUUCUGGGAACAUGCGUGGACUUGGAGACCCUCCGGCACACGUGUCUAAAGGAGUCCGAGGAGUCCUGAAGAAAGGGAAACCUGUUUCUGUCCUCGAGGCAGGAAAAGAAAUCCAGGAGGCAGGGUCAAGAUGUGAAAUUCCUAACUGACGAAGAAUCUUGCCUUCUUUAUCAGGAGGCCUUCUGGAAUGGUGCACCUGCUUCCUGCAGUGGCCGUGUCUACCAUAUGUUCCCACCUUUUCUCUAAUAUUUCACCAAUGGCAGGAGAUGACGUGGAGAGAAACUUGGGGGACUGUGUCCUGCAUGGCCACUCCUCACCAAGGCCGUUUCCAGUCAGUAAAUGAGAGGUGAAUGUUAGCUUUGACAUCAGAGGGCUGUGAGCCCCUAUCUGUGGUUCUCAGCGGGUCGGCCGGUGCCCCACAUGCUGUCCCACCAUCCCUUCGGGGCUUCCAGGGCACUGCAGGUGGGGUCAGUUCGGCCCACCCUUUCUGUCCCGUGCUGCAUGGUUAGGGUAGGGGGUCAGCAGCUGGCCUGACGAGCUAUUCCAGAGCCGAUGCCUUCCUGCUGCCCAGAAAGGAGGAGUGGGGGGCUCAGGAGGAGCACCGGCCGGCUCGCACUCCUCAGUCUCAGCUGUGGCCAAAAACGAGGCUCGUUUGUAUUUAGUCACUUAGAUUUUUGUUAACACAGCUGUUUAAAGAUUGUGGGGAAUAAAUUGUGGAAAACUGUUUCCUUCA